This is a messenger RNA of Anoplopoma fimbria (sablefish), 454 nucleotides long. RefSeq names its product cAMP-dependent protein kinase inhibitor alpha (gene pkia). Gene Ontology annotation, molecular function: cAMP-dependent protein kinase inhibitor activity. Gene Ontology annotation, cellular component: cytoplasm; nucleus. Gene Ontology annotation, biological process: negative regulation of cAMP-dependent protein kinase activity. The record is from RefSeq and is a predicted model, not a curated record. The transcript has 3 exons. Lineage: Eukaryota; Metazoa; Chordata; Actinopteri; Perciformes; Anoplopomatidae. The coding region runs from base 117 to 353 and encodes 78 amino acids.
GCAAUGGAGAAUGGACUGUUGACUUUUCAAAGCGUACUACUGAUGUGAUCAAUAUCGUGGAAUGAAUUCCACGCAUUGCCUCCUCCCGGUGUCGCUGUGUGAAGGAUGCACGAGCAAUGUCUGAUGUUGAGGCCACGUAUGCAGACUUCAUCGCCUCUGGCAGGACGGGACGCAGGAACGCCAUGCACGACAUCCUGCAGAGUCCCACCGACCCCGAGGGACGAGGGCUGCCCCUCACCCUGUCUCUGUCCCAGCUGCACAUCAACGCGGGAGGGGGAGACGGAGACGACACAGAGGACAGCCAGAGCUCUUCCUCUUCGGCCCACAGGGAGAUGGGACAGAGGAACAGCUAACCAGCCACACACCCACACCAGCGGACGGAGAGCCGCGGGACGGAUUCCAGCCCCGGUUGUGAUGGAAGUCCGCAGCGGGCUGGUAGCCGGAGGGUAGCACC